Ornithorhynchus anatinus (platypus) is the source of this 2955-nucleotide messenger RNA. It is a transcript of the gene PHEX, whose product is annotated as phosphate regulating endopeptidase homolog X-linked. Gene Ontology annotation, biological process: protein processing. The record is from RefSeq and is a predicted model, not a curated record. NCBI's taxonomy places the organism in Eukaryota, Metazoa, Chordata, Mammalia, Monotremata, Ornithorhynchidae. Bases 584 to 2842 code for a protein of 752 amino acids. The transcript is spliced from 23 exons. Gene Ontology annotation, molecular function: metalloendopeptidase activity. Gene Ontology annotation, cellular component: plasma membrane.
GGUGUUAGCGCUUAAUUAAGUUCCCAAGAAGGUGGAAGAGAUUUUGGCCACUGGCUUGGUGUGCUUUAAGAACUUGAUAGGAGUCCAGAUUCGAUAAGCAUGAGGCUUUUUUUUUUUCCCUAAGCGACUAUACAUUUAAAUAGCGAAAACAUCUGUUUGGCGACAGCUCAUAAAGGGAGCUGAAAAACCAUCGACGCCUGAGAGACUUUGCAGACCAGAAGAACUGUAGGUAUCCUAAUCUGUCUUUGGAGGAAUUUCUGAGAAACCCUGGAAAAUUAUUACGAAAAUCAUUGCUGGAUAGGGGGAGGCGUCACGCUAGGAUCUCCGGGAAGCAGAGCGGGAAGAGAAUUGGUGGAUGUGGCUCGUCUUUAAGCCACUGGGACGAGAAGCCAAGCGAGGGGUCUUUCGGAAGCGCCCUCUAGAAGCCUCUCUUCAGAAGUGGGUCUCGAGAAGUGGCUCUCUGGAAACGUCCCUUUUUCUAGAAAAAAGCACCCCUCGAAAAAGUUCCUCUCUCUAAAGCCACCCUCCAGAAGCCGCUGUCCAGAUAGAAUCAUCCGGAAGCGCCCCUUCAGAACUCUUUCUGAUGGAAGCAGAGGCAGCCCAGAAGGCCAGUCUGGGCACGGGGAAGAAAUCCGGCAAAGCCACGCGGGUUGCCCUGGUGGUAUUCGUAGGCUGCACGGCUGUGCUGGGGACACUCCUCUUCCUGGUGAGUCAAGGCUAUCUGAACUUUCAAGCCAAGCCAGAAUACUGCCUGACAUCAGACUGCAUUGAAGCCGCGGCCUCGAUCUUGAGCAAAAUCAACCAAUCCGUGGACCCCUGUGAAAACUUCUUCCGGUUCGCUUGCGAAGGCUGGAUCGACGCCAACCCCAUCCCGGAAGAUAUGCCCAGCUACGGAGUCUACCCGUGGCUACGUCACAAUGUCGACCUCCGAUUGAAGGCACUUCUGGAGAAAUCGAUAAGCCGGAGACGGGAUAGCGAAGCGGUACAGAAGGCCAAGAUCCUGUAUUCCUCCUGUAUGAAUGAACGGGCCAUUGAGAAGGCGGACGCCCGGCCUCUCCUGCACAUCCUGAGGCACUCGCCCUUCCGCUGGCCCGUCCUCGAGUCCCAUAUCGGCCCCGAGGGGACCUGGUCCGAGCGGAAGUUCAGCCUCCUUCAGACCCUCGCGGCCUUCAGGGGCCAGUUCAGCAACUCCGUCUUGAUCCGCCUCUACGUGUCUCCCGACGACAAAGCGUCCAACGAGCACAUCUUGAAGCUGGACCAAGCAACUCUCUCGUUAGCUGUGAGGGAAGAUUACCUGGAUAACAGCACAGAAGCUAAAUCUUACCGAGACGCCCUUUUCAAGUUCAUGGUGGACACGGCAGUGCUUUUGGGUGCCAACGCUACGCGGGCCGAACACGACAUGAAGUCAGUCCUCAGGCUGGAGAUGAAAAUCGCUGAGAUCAUGAUUCCGCAUGAAAAUCGAACGAGCGAGGCCAUGUACAACAAAAUGAACAUCUCUGACCUCAGUGCCAUGAUACCGCAGUUCGACUGGCUCGGCUACAUCAAGAAGGUGAUAGACAUCAAACUCUAUCCUCACCUGAGGGACAUCGGCCCGUCAGAAAACGUGGUGGUCCGAGUGCCGCAGUAUUUUAAGGAUCUCUUCCGGAUCCUAGAGGCGGAGAGGAAAAAGACUAUUGCCAAUUAUUUGGUGUGGAGGAUGGUCUACUCAAGAAUCCUGAACCUCAGCAGACGUUUCCAAUAUAGGUGGCUCGAGUUUUCGAGGGUGAUCCAGGGGACCACAACUUUGCUACCUCAGUGGGAUAAAUGUGUGAACUUCAUUGAGAGUGCCCUCCCGUACGUUGCUGGAAAAAUGUUUGUGGAUGUCCAUUUUCAAGAAGACAAGAAACAAAUGAUGGAGGAGUUAGUGGAAGGGAUUCGCUGGGCCUUCGUGGACAUGCUGCACAAGGAGAACGAUUGGAUGGACGCAGAGACGAAAAGGAGAGCCACGGAGAAGGCAAGAGCUGUUUUGGCAAAAGUGGGCUAUCCGAAGUUUAUAAUGAAUGAGACUUACAUCAAUGAAGAUCUCAAAGCAAUGAAGUUUUCGGAAUCUGACUAUUUUGGCAAUGUGCUGCAAACCCGCAAGUAUUUAGCCCAAUCGGAUUUCUACUGGCUGAGAAAGGAAGUUCCCAAGACUGAGUGGUUUACGAACCCAACGACCGUGAACGCCUUUUACAGCGCGUCGACCAAUCAGAUCAGGUUCCCAGCGGGGGAGCUGCAGAAGCCCUUCUUUUGGGGAACGGCAUAUCCUCGGUCUCUGAGUUACGGCGCUAUCGGAGUGAUCGUGGGCCACGAGUUUACCCACGGAUUCGACAAUAACGGCAGAAAAUACGAUAAGAACGGAAAUCUGGAUCCUUGGUGGUCGUCUGACUCUGAAGAAAAGUUUAAGGAGAAAUCGAAAUGUAUGGUUAACCAGUAUAGCAACUACUAUUGGAGGAAGGCUGGCUUAAAUGUGAAAGGGAAGAGGACACUGGGGGAAAAUAUCGCAGACAACGGUGGCUUGCGAGAAGCCUUCAGGGCCUACCGGAAAUGGAUCAGUGACGAGCGACAAGGAACAGAAGAGGUUCUUCUCCCCGGCCUGGAAUUCACCAACAAUCAGCUCUUCUUUCUCAGUUAUGCUCACGUGAGGUGCAAUUCCUACCGACCGGAAGCGGCCCGAGAGCAGGUCCAGAUCGGCGCUCACAGCCCGCCUCAGUUCAGAGUCAACGGGGCUAUUAGCAACUUCGAGGAAUUCCACAAGGCCUUCAACUGCCCGCUAAAUUCGACAAUGAACAGAGGAGCAGAGUCCUGCCGGCUUUGCAGUUAAGCUCGCUGCCUCUGGCUUUGGAGAGUGUCAGGAGAAAACAGUGCCUCACUGCCGGGAACCACGGUCCGGAAAGUUGACUAGAAGUAAAUAAAAGUCUUCCAUUACUCUCCUCA